Messenger RNA from Scophthalmus maximus (turbot), 2431 nucleotides. It is a transcript of the gene acbd4, whose product is annotated as acyl-CoA binding domain containing 4. Gene Ontology annotation, molecular function: fatty-acyl-CoA binding. Gene Ontology annotation, biological process: autophagy of peroxisome; fatty acid metabolic process. NCBI's taxonomy places the organism in Eukaryota, Metazoa, Chordata, Actinopteri, Pleuronectiformes, Scophthalmidae. The coding region runs from base 296 to 1588 and encodes 430 amino acids. The record is from RefSeq and is a predicted model, not a curated record. The transcript has 12 exons.
CGACGCGACGUGACGCGGAAGUCGUUUGCAUUAGAAAAGCCCACACCGGACCGGCGCAGCCAGGAGGGAUAGGGCAGUCCCAGGUCCCCGGUGCAGGUGGGCGCAGGUAACCCGUGUUCGCCACUGUACAGUCGUGAACCCGGAAGCGGGUGGCACCACGGAGGGCUCCGUGACGGUGUCGUGCUGUGCGCGCGGUGUCGCUGAUGGCCGGCAGCGGGACACACUCGCUGAGCUCCGUCUGUGUCCGGCCUGGUAGAUUGUAAAAAAAAAGAAAAAAAAGAAAAGUCGAGGUGUCAUGCCAGUCCCAGCAAUGGAAGAGCCCGCGGUCGAUCACCAGAAACGGUUUCAGGCUGCUUUGGAUGUCAUCCACAACCUCCCUAAGAAUGGCUCGUACCGUCCUUCCUAUGAGGUGAUGCUGCGCUUCUACAGUCUGUACAAGCAGGCAGUGUGCGGACCCUGUACAGCGUCCAGACCCGGAUUCUGGGACCCAGUGGGUCGCUACAAAUGGGAUGCGUGGAGCCGCCUGGGGAAGAUGAGCAGUGAGAGCGCCAUGGCAGCGUAUGUGGACGAGAUGAAGAAAGUAGCUCAGGAGGUCAUCAACACCAUGCCCAUGAACGAGAAGACGGCCUCACUCUUCCACCACUUCGAGCCUCUCUACCUGGUCAUCGACGAUAUGCCCCAGCCUCCAGGGUCUCUGCUCACACUUGGAGAAGGUCUUAAAGGCAGCGAGCAAGCUGAAAGACCAGCAGAGAAGAAGAGUGAGGAUGAGGAGCAGGCGGGGCCUAACGAAGAUUCUUUUCUUCCGGAGGAUCCAGAUCGGGACUUCAGCCAGGUUGAGGUGAUAGACAUCACUGCCAACACCAUCCCUAAUGAUCACAGCCAACAUUUCGGAAGAGACCUGGGUGUGUCCGAGGGUUUAGUGUUGACCAGCGACUCAGAGAGCGAGGUCUUCUGUGACUCUGUGGAUUCAGUGGAGCAACUCAGUAACAUCAAGAUUCCAGUUGUCAAGUCCAACGGUUUUCAGAACGGCCAUGAAUCCUUGGAGGCAAUAUGCCAUCAGGAGGCCCGACAGGCCGGAGCUGGUCAAGGUGGAGAGGGAGGGGGUAAUGGGAAGGAUCAGGUUCCCAGCAGAAGGCGAGAAAGCGAGCGGGAGCGUUCCCACCCCAACUGGAGAGAACGUGGUGUUCCUCAGGGCGGCCCGAGGUGGGGGGGCCAAGGUGGUGGUGGCGGCGGCGGCGGCGCUGGACGAGGAGGAGGGGACGGUUCAGAGGGCGGGGCAGAGAGGAUCCACGAUACCCACCUGCAGCAGCAGAUCAUCGUAGCCCUACGAAGGCUCAGAGAGGACAUGAGGAGUGUGAUGGACCGGCUGGAGGUGGUGGAGAGGCUGGCCGCCACACAUGCUCAGGGAUCAGAGUGGGGACCCUGUCUGCAGUGUGCAACCACAGCGUCACAUCAGCAGGAGGAGUGGUGGUGGCCAUUUGAUGUGUCGGGUCAGACCGCCCUCCUCUUCCUGGUGUGGCCCUUUGUGGCUCAGGGCGUGUUCUACCUGCUGAGGAAAGCCCAGAGGAGAAGUCACACGUCUUCGUGAGGGGGGAGAAUAUGACGCCGUUCAGCCACAGCGACCCAUCGGGGCAUGGAGUUACUUUUCUACCACAGAAAGAAUUCCAGUAAGAGUUCACCCCACCCCCACCCCCAUCCCCAUCCUGAGCACCGCGAGGAGGCAGAGAACUUUGUGGACUGUAUCUGGCUGAGUUGUACACCUCAGGAUCCAGAAAAGUCCUCUUACUCAAUGCAGCAAAUGAAUCUUUAUUUAAACUUUUCACGACCCGGCCUGUGUUGGGCAGGAGGAUCGGGACACUGAUCAAAACCGGAGAAGUGCUUCUGCUGAUUAUGAGGAGUCUUAAUUAAAGACUCUGGACUAUGUUAUUGUAUUUUUCCCCUUCUUCUGGUUUUGCUUCCAUAAGCUCAAACAUCUUUGGAAUAUUAUCUGGACAAUGCAGCAGAAGGAAUCUGCUUUGUGAUCGAGCGGGUCUACAGAUCUUAUGUAGAUGUGAUAAUAUUACUACAAUAUGACACUGAAUUGUGAAUGUCACAUUGGAAUCGUGUUUCCAUUGGUCCCUCUCAUCUGUUUGACUGCCUGUACAUGACAUUGCAUUCAGACCCCCUUCACUUUAUUCACAUUCUGUUAAGUUGCAGCCUAAUGUUAAAACAAUAAUAGUAAUAAUAAUAAUAAAUGAUAAUAAAAUACAAGGCUGCAACAAUAAAUAAAAAAAGUGAAUCCUUUCUGAAUGCACUAUACAUCCAAACUAUUUAAUCAAAGUGAAACUUCAGCAUCUCCUUUUGUGAAUCCCAUAUCACCGUUUUCAAAAUCAGAUUCUUUUGUUACAUGUUGAACUUUCAACUACUGUGACUCAUAAACAAUUACUAAAUA